CGCUUACCUCUCGUCAUUCUAUCUAUUAGAGCACCUCAACUAAGUUGUGUUUCAGCUACUAUCCUCUUGCUCGUCUUCAUCGCUUGCGUAACUCAGAGCGAAGUCGAUUGAGCCCAUUGUUUACAUCUCUAUCAUCUCUCUACAUUCCAUUAAAAAAUAGACUUACUCGAUCAUGCGUGAAAUCAUCUCUCUCCACGCUGGACAAGCCGGUGUACAAAUCGGUAACGCUUGUUGGGAGCUUUACACUCUCGAGCAUGGCUUGAGUCCAGAUGGUCGAAUCUUAGACGAGUCGUCUUCUAAACGUGAAGAGGGUUUCAGUACUUUUUUCUCUGAGACUGGUAGUGGUAAAUACGUACCUAGAAGUAUCUAUGUCGAUUUGGAGCCCAAUGUGAUCGAUGAGGUCCGUACUGGAACCUACAGAUCUCUGUUCCACCCAGAGACCAUGGUCACUGGUAAAGAGGACGCAGCCAACAAUUAUGCUCGUGGACAUUACACUGUCGGAAAAGAACAGAUUGACGUGGUUAUGGACCGAAUCCGUAAACUCGCCGACAACUGUUCUGGUCUCCAAGGUUUCUUCGUCUUUCACUCCUUCGGUGGUGGUACUGGUUCCGGUUUUGGUGCCUUACUUCUCGAGCGCCUAAGUGGUGACUACGGCAAGAAGGCCAAGCUUGAAUUUGUGGUAUAUCCGUCCCCAAAGAUGUCUAAUUCGGUUGUGGAGCCGUACAACUCCGUAUUGACGACUCACACCACCCUUGAGCAUGUCGAUUGUAGUUUUAUGGUUGACAACGAAGCAAUUUACGAGAUCUGCCGCAAGAACCUCGGAGUUCAAUCGCCCGGUUUUACCAACUUGAACCGUUUGAUUGCUCAAGUCGUCUCCUCCGUCACGGCGUCCUUGCGUUUUGAUGGUAGUCUCAAUGUCGAUCUUAACGAGUUCCAAACCAACUUGGUGCCAUUCCCUCGUAUCCAUUUCCCGCUCGCUUCUUACGCCCCGAUCAUCAGUGCCGACAAGGCUUUCCACGAGAGCAACAGUGUAGCCGAGAUGACCAUGACUUGUUUCGAACCCACCAACCAAAUGGUCAAAUGCGAUCCCCGCCAAGGCAAAUACAUGUCCUGUGCACUUCUCUAUCGAGGUGACGUCGUUCCGCGUGAUGCGAAUGCGGCUGUCGCCACGAUCAAGACCAAGCGUACCAUUCAGUUCGUCGACUGGUGUCCAACUGGAUUCAAGCUUGGGAUCUGUAACGAACCUCCUGCUAAUAUCCCAGGAGGUGACACUGCCAAGGUCUCGCGCAGUUUGUGCAUGCUUAGUAACACUACCGCUAUCGCGGCAGCGUGGAGCAGACUUGACCUCAAGUUCGAUCUUCUCUACAGCAAGCGUGCAUUUGUGCACUGGUAUGUUGGAGAAGGUAUGGAGGAGGGUGAAUUCUCCGAGGCUCGUGAGGAUCUUGCGGCUUUGGAGAAAGAUUACGAAGAGGUUGGAUUGGAUGGAGCUGACGAGGAGGAGCCCGGGGAUUACUGAGCUAACACAAUGCCGCAUCAGUCCCGCGCUUUGUGGUGAUAGACCAGUUAGAUAUCUACAUGCUGAUAAUUUUCGUUUACUUGUCUACAAAAAGUGACGCUCACCACGUCGAUGAGAUGCGGUUGAUUGCAUGACUUUGCGAGACAUAUCUGUAGUGUCCUGCUUUGCCUGUAAUGUCAAUGUCACCUCUUAGUUCAAUUGGUUUGUCAUAUACGUCUACACAGGUCCACACUCUUGCCUAGAGUAAUUUGGAGUUGAGGCCGU
This is a messenger RNA of Melampsora larici-populina 98AG31, 1780 nucleotides long. RefSeq lists its product as uncharacterized. Gene Ontology annotation, biological process: microtubule cytoskeleton organization; mitotic cell cycle; nuclear division. The transcript has 10 exons. Bases 173 to 1516 code for a protein of 447 amino acids. Gene Ontology annotation, molecular function: GTP binding; structural constituent of cytoskeleton. The record is from RefSeq and is a predicted model, not a curated record. Gene Ontology annotation, cellular component: spindle; nucleus; microtubule. Lineage: Eukaryota; Fungi; Basidiomycota; Pucciniomycetes; Pucciniales; Melampsoraceae.